Messenger RNA from Knipowitschia caucasica, 231 nucleotides. Lineage: Eukaryota; Metazoa; Chordata; Actinopteri; Gobiiformes; Gobiidae. The record is from the annotation of a GenBank genome assembly.
AUGAGCACCAUUGAGAUCCACGAGGAAGCGGCUUGUCAAUGUGUUCUGCUCAACUUUGCUCUGGCAACGUGGCUCUGGGCUGGCGUGCUGCUGUCUGCCUAUAGAGCGCUGGAGCAGAGGUUGUGUGUGAGAGCCUGUUUGCCUUUGCCGCAUCUCAACGACAUCAAAGUGCUGUGCAAACUCAGCCCCUGGCACCGCUUUGGAUUCCCGUCUCCCUCCUCCACGGUUUAA